Molecule: messenger RNA, 810 nt
Organism: Eruca vesicaria subsp. sativa (arugula)
Lineage: Eukaryota; Viridiplantae; Streptophyta; Magnoliopsida; Brassicales; Brassicaceae
Source: the annotation of a GenBank genome assembly
AUGUACGGCGUGAUGCGGUGGAUGAAGAAGAUGACAUUUUAUUUCCAAAAGGAAUCCAUUUCAGAGGCGCUGGUCCACGCCAAAUGGUUCACUUUGACUCGGAUGAAGUACAUGCUUGCACUGUCACAUGUGGUGGUCUCGAUACCGUUAUUGAGAAAUCGAGAUCAGAAGGCAUGUUGGCUUAAAGUUGUUGUGGUUGGAAUCCCGAAAACAGUCGAUAAUGAUAUACCGGUGAUAGAUAGAUCUUUUGGGUUUGAUACUGCUGUGGAGGAAUCUCAGAGAGCUAUCAAUGCAGCACAUGUUGAAGCAGAGAGUGAUGAGAAUAGUAUCGGUUUCGUUAAGCUCAUGGGUCGUUACAGUGGAUUCAUAGUGAUGUAUGCUACAUUAGCCAGCAGAGAUGUGGAUUGCUGGUUGAUUCCAGAGUCGCCGUUUUACCUUGAAGGUGAAUGUGGACUGCUGGAGUUCAUAGAGAGACGGAUCAAUGAGAAUGGUCACAUGGUGAUUGUUCUUGCUGAAGGAGCAGGACAAGAUUUGAUGUCUAAAAGCAUGGAGUCUAAUACUCUUGAGGAUGCGUCUGGUCACAAUCUUCUUGAAGAUCUUGGCUUGUGGCUAUCACAAAACAUCAAGAUGGAAAAUUGCAACGCUGGAAAUGCAGAUGAAUGUAAAUCAGGGGAAGCUAAAAUCAGAAAACAGAAACAUGAUUUUGCAAAGCUUGCUUUUGGAAAGAGUUGUGAGGUACCUUCUCUUGAAGCCAGAUCUGUGUCGUAUGAAUUCAAAUGCAUCAAAGGCAGAGUGGAUCGAAACUCAUAA